CUGGGGUAUAUCGAGUCCGGAUUAGUUUACAGUCUAGCGCGCAAUCGCCGGGUAAGGGCUACGCUAAUCUCGCAAGUAGAACCUUCAUGCUUCAGCCCUGAACGCUUUAAGGGUUGAAAAGAUGGGGUUCCGAGCGAUGUGGAUAGCCGUCUUCCUUUGCGUAGCAGUUUGGGUCAAGACAUCACAAGCACAGGAGGCACCAAUUAACUUUAUUAUCGACCCGCUGUUGAAGGGAGAUCCCGGAAACAAAGGACAGGCUGGCCCACCCGGCCCAGCUGGACCUCAAGGCCCAAAGGGCACGCAAGGAGACGCAGGAACGCCUGGCGGAAAUGGUGCCCCUGGCCUUCCUGGACCUCCAGGUGCAAGAGGUUUAAUAGGACCCCCUGGUCCUCCAGGAAAACCAGUCAUCAGAAGAGUUGGAAUCCCUGGACUUCCCGGAAAGCGUGGAGAUCGUGGUACUCCUGGAGCGAAAGGUCCUCCUGGGCUUGCUGGAGAACCAGGUGAACCUGGUACACAAGGCCCUCGUGGAGACCCUGGAGAUGUCGGAGAGCCCGGAGAAGCUGGACCUUCAGGUCGCAACGGUGCCAAUGGAACAGCAGGCCCCCCGGGUGUUCGAGGACAGCCAGGCGCAAUAGGAUCCCCGGGACCGAAAGGCCAACAAGGGCCCCAAGGAGCCGAAGGAUUCAAGGGAGACAGGGGACUUAUUGGAAGACGAGGACCUAAGGGAAACCUUGGAGAGAAAGGAGAGAAGGGAGCAGAGGGACCCGGUGGAGUAGAAGGAAAGAAUGGAACAGACGGUGCUGCUGGCCCAGCCGGUGAGCCUGGUGCGGAUGGACCUAGAGGAUCACCGGGAGCAUUGGGAGAUCAAGGAGAGAGGGGUCCCGCUGGCGCCCCGGGUCCUCAAGGUCUACCUGGAACUGCAGGUCCACCUGGUCUUCCUGGUGAUGGUGGUGUACAGGGAGAUCCUGGUAUCGAGGGCGAGAGUGGACCCACGGGUCCAGCUGGCCGAGUUGGUCUUCCUGGUCCUGCUGGUGAUCCAGGAAAUCCUGGUCUUGCCGGACGAAACGGUGCGGGUGGUGACAAGGGAGCAAGGGGUGAGAACGGACCUGCUGGACCACAAGGGCGCCCUGGUGCUGCGGGCCGACAGGGUGACCCAGGCCGGGAUGGUGCCCCGGGAGCCCCCGGCAAACCUGGAGAAGUUGGACGAGACGGGAGGACCGGACCUCCUGGAAUUCCCGGAGAUCGGGGAGAUGCGGGCCGAGCAGGACCACAGGGACCCCAAGGGGCUGAGGGUCGAACGGGUCGUCGUGGAUCACUUGGAGAGCGUGGAGGCAAAGGACCACAAGGCAGCAGAGGUCCAGUUGGUCCCCGCGGUGCGAAUGGAGCCCCCGGAUCUCCCGGAGCUGACGGAGACACUGGAGAGGCUGGUGAACAUGGAGCUGAUGGGCUGAAGGGAGAUCGUGGGGCCGACGGCUUGCCGGGAGAGGACGGCAUCCCUGGACCCAGGGGACCAUCCGGCCCUACUGGCCCGCCCGGACCUGACGGAAAGGACGGACAGAAGGGAGAGGCUGGUCGUGAUGGGGAAAACGGUCAAAUCGGACCUCAGGGUCGUGCAGGAGCUCCAGGAAGCCCUGGUCUCGGUGGUCAGAAGGGCGACCAAGGAAUGCCUGGCAAACCUGGAAACCCUGGCGCUGCCGGAUUACGUGGCGCACCGGGUGCCCGCGGAGAUUACGGAGAACGCGGAGAGCCUGGUGCUCCCGGACGUGACGGUUCACCUGGACAGCGCGGUGUUCCUGGCGUUCCUGGCAUUCCCGGAUUGGCUGGCAUGCAAGGUGAGCCCGGUGCGCAAGGGCCGAUGGGAGCUGACGGCAAGAGGGGCCCCGUGGGUGAGAGAGGACAAGACGGCCAGGCUGGCGCCAGGGGUGCACCGGGUGCGCAGGGCGAGCGUGGCCCACGUGGAGAACAGGGCAAGCAGGGAGAGAAAGGACGCGCGGGUGAAGGUGGUGCCGAUGGAGCUCCGGGUAUUCCUGGCGAGCAAGGUCCCAUGGGACCAGUAGGAGCACCCGGGCCAGUGGGUAACGCCGGUAGUCCCGGUUCCCCAGGACCUUCUGGGCCCAAGGGAGACUCGGGCGAGCCCGGACAACAAGGACCUCGUGGAACGCAAGGAUCCGACGGAAAACGCGGAUUCGCCGGAAUGCCAGGAGCAGCCGGUCCCCCCGGACCCCGCGGACCAAGGGGAGCCAACGGAAAUCCCGGUAUCCCCGGUGUACCUGGCGAUGCUGGUCUUACUGGUCCGCGCGGAGUUCCUGGACCCCCAGGACGGCCUGGCGAUGAUGGAAUGCGAGGACCGGACGGACCAGUCGGACCACCUGGAGAUGUGGGAGAGAUGGGAGAUACCGGUAGCAAUGGAGAUCCGGGAGAUGAUGGAGAUCCAGGAGAACUUGGAAACAUUGGACCCGCAGGACCUGAAGGUAUCAAGGGUGCAUCCGGUUCGCCAGGAGGCAUUGGACCUCCAGGUGCACCUGGAGCUGUCGGAAGACCUGGACCCGUGGGAUUACCAGGACCCCAAGGACCCGCCGGUCCUGAUGGAGAUCACGGAAUGGAUGGCGCUAAGGGUGAUCCGGGCGCAGCCGGCGUUAAUGGCCUGAGAGGCCCGAGAGGAAAGCCGGGCAGGAACGGUAAAGACGGAUCAAGGGGAAAGAGAGGCGAAGACGGAAGACCUGGAGCUGUUGGACCACCAGGAAAGACAGGCCCGCGAGGCAAGCCGGGAUUACAGGGAGCACCUGGAAGCCAGGGAGCACCAGGACCACGCGGACCACAGGGAUCCCGGGGCGACCCUGGAGAGCCUGGCAGAGACGGAACCCCUGGCGCUAUUGGACCACAGGGACCACAAGGAGCACAGGGUUCCCAAGGACCCGCUGGUUCCCCUGGCACAGACGGUAUCCCUGGAGCACGUGGUACCCCCGGACAGCCUGGUACUGCUGGUGUUAAGGGUAACAAAGGAUACGCCGGCAACCCUGGCACCUUGGGCCUGGAGGGUCUCAGGGGUCGAACUGGUGCCCAGGGCCCCAUCGGUGACCGUGGACGAUCGGGACCCAAGGGUGCCGCUGGUGAAGAUGGCGCUGAGGGUGCAGCAGGACUCGUCGGUGAUUCCGGCUCACCUGGCGAGAAAGGACAACGUGGGGAACAGGGCGUGCGUGGAGGAAAGGGCGAGAAGGGAUACAGAGGCGCUCCAGGCCGUCAAGGUCUACAAGGCAAGAGGGGUCCCGAGGGAGAUCCGGGAUCACCUGGCGGCUCUGGUGAGGCAGGAGACAAGGGUGUAGACGGACCCCCAGGAUCCCCUGGACCCCAGGGAUUCAACGGAGCUCGCGGACCCAACGGACCUAAGGGAGACUCGGGCCGACCGGGUCCACGUGGCUUCCCGGGUCAAGACGGCAGACAGGGACCACCAGGGCCACCUGGAGCACGAGGAGAGCCUGGCCAACAAGCACCGAUGAUGAUCCAAGUGUCCCGACCUGGACCAAAUAAGGGACCCCCAGGACCCGGCCCAGGACCCGGACCCGGACCCGCCCCCGGACCCGGACCUAUUGUCCAACCUGUCGUUCCUGUUCAACCAGUCAUCCCUGGACCUGCCAGGAAGCGCCGAUCCCUUGGAGAAGAGGAGGAGAUUGUUGCGAACAACGAUAUGCUACCUACCAUUGCUAAGGAAGUCCUAGCACUCGCAAACACCAUGAUGUACUUCGAGCAGCGCAACGGUAGCAAAGAAUUCCCCGCAAAAACGUGCAAAGAUCUGUUUGCGUUCCACAGCGAGUACCCAAGCGGUGCGUACUGGAUCGACCCUAAUAUGGGAUCGACCAAAGAUGCUAUCCAAGUGUACUGCAACAGGACGACCAAUUCCACUUGCGUCAAGCCCUCAGUUCGAAUGUUGAAGAAGAAGGAUGUGCAAGUCGACAAGGUCAAGAUCGACUACUCUACAGAUGAAGUCCAACUAAAUCUCUUGCAAUUGUUGAGUGCCACGGCACGCCAGACGCUUACUUAUCACUGCAGACAAUCCGUCGCCUGGUUCAAUAACGUAUCCAUGAAAAAAGACAAGGCCCUCCUGAUGAUUGGAUCUAACGAAUUCGAAUUCAAAGCCAGCGGUACAAGGAAGAAUAUGCCCAAAGUUAUACGAGACGAGUGCAAGGUACGAGACCAGGCGUGGCGAAAGACGGAACUCGAGAUUAACACCAAGCAGUCCUCUAGGUUACCUAUUGUGGAAACCAAACCUUCAGACAUUACCGAUGAAGGCGACUUCAAACUGGAAGUCGGCGAUGUUUGUUUCUCCUGAGUAGCUGUAUGAUAAUAAACCAUCUAUUUGAAUUGUAUUAUUCCACGUAAGACUUGCAUUGCGACUCGAGCUCUUUAAUUCUGGUGAGGACUCUGUUCGUCUAGGCCUGCCAUGUAGGUAUAUAGCUCUUCAAUAAACCUAUGUUGUUGUAUUAGGGUAUUCUAUUGACAUUAUUAAAUAUGUAUACAUCGUUUUGCUGCCUCGAUGGCUCCAAGUUUAUAAAAAUGAUAAUGCGUAUGGAGUUAAUAAAUGUGUGUAGUUAUAUUUUUUUCAUUAAUGUCGAAUCAUUACAAUUCACAUCUCAAAAGGAAUGAUGCAUAAACGUAUUGCGGCCUUCAAGCCGCUUGUGAUAGUUACAAUACAUAGCGAAACUGUGAUUUAUUGUUUUUACAAAUAAAGUUGGAAUCGGAACCAAUGUUAAACCAU
Molecule: messenger RNA, 4753 nt
Organism: Nematostella vectensis (starlet sea anemone)
Lineage: Eukaryota; Metazoa; Cnidaria; Anthozoa; Actiniaria; Edwardsiidae
Product: collagen alpha-1(I) chain
Exons: 64
Coding region: 122-4327 (1401 amino acids)
Molecular function (GO): extracellular matrix structural constituent
Source: RefSeq, a predicted model, not a curated record